AUGCGGGGAAGGAAAGAACGUUACAACACCAUCGGACCAUCAAUCCUCUUCUCAUUCUCUAUCUCUCCCUCCCUACAUUCCUCCUCCAGCCCCCAUCAACUGCAUCAUCGACUGUGGAUGCUGGGAAGAUGGACUUCCCAGCGCCUCGGGCGCAAUCUCGCCAGGACAUCCUGCGUCCGGCCUGGUCCUCGACCACUUGACAGGCCCCUGAGCCGCCGUGUUCCACAGACUCCGCAUCAGGGAAUCGGAGUAAACCAGAAUAUUCCGGGGUCGCGUACCCUAUUCACGUCCGCCAUCCCUCCAAUAUUGGUUCCGCCAGUCCUCUUCGUCGGGCUGUUACUCGGCCUCUGGACCUGGAAAUGCUUUUGGAUCAUUGUCAUGCAGGACAAGCUCCUGUAUCUCUCAUGGCUACCACCGUUCGCACGCUCAGAAUCCGUGCAAGAUUAUGCGGCAGAGUGUAAGCCAGUGCAGUGGGAGGAGAAGCAAAUCCGAAGUCUGGACGGGACGAAGCUGGCCGUCUGCGAAGGCCGCAUGCCGACCCCUCGGCCCCGCGAAAACAGCCCCAAGGAACGUAGGCGGCAAGUAGUGAUCUGCUACUUUCAAGGGAAUGGAGGAUCGACACCGAUGCGCCUGCCGCUGCUUUCUCAACUCCUCCGCACAAUAAAAGACUCCAAAAUCUCUACAUCGUUGGAGGAUGUCGACUAUAUUGUCACAACCUUAUCCUACCGUGGGUAUUGGACCUCCUCCGGUCGGGCAACACAGUCUGGAAUUCAACGCGAUGCCCAGGCAUUCUUGAACUGGGUCACGCAGACCUAUUCAGAGCCAGAUGUCGACCUCCAGGUCAUCCUCUGGGGCCAUAGCCUGGGGUCCGCCGUGGCGAGCACUGCAUUGGCCACAUAUCUAUCGCGGGAUUGCGAAAGGGAAACUGCGACACAAACACAACCACCACUGCGUAUCUCUGGGAUGGUGAUGGAAGCACCAACGUCGAGCAUCAAAGACAUGCUGAUAAGUCUGUACCCGCAGAAGUGGCUGCCCUACCGUUAUCUCUGGCCGUUCUCGUGGAACAACUGGGACAACACCACGGCCAUGAAGCGGAUGGCUCAAUGGAGGGAUCAGAAAAAUCCCGCCGCUGACGAGCAACGACGAGGUAAUACCCCCUUAUGUCGCUGGCGAUCUGCACCGGAGUGGUAG
Aspergillus terreus NIH2624 is the source of this 1191-nucleotide messenger RNA. RefSeq lists its product as uncharacterized. Gene Ontology annotation, molecular function: palmitoyl-(protein) hydrolase activity. The transcript has 2 exons. The record is from RefSeq and is a predicted model, not a curated record. Gene Ontology annotation, cellular component: membrane. NCBI's taxonomy places the organism in Eukaryota, Fungi, Ascomycota, Eurotiomycetes, Eurotiales, Aspergillaceae. The coding region runs from base 1 to 1191 and encodes 396 amino acids.